GGAGUGUCAUCAACAAGCAUGUUCGACAUCAGCUUCUUUAUAAUGUGCUGCCUAGCUAGUGUGAUAUAACACCGAAACGAAUGUGGACGACUAUAUUCGCAUAUGGUUUGUGCCACUGCAAGCCACCAGCAGAUGAGUUGCGUCAUGAAGCUGUUGCUGAUUCAACAUGGCGAUUUCUGUCAUGGCCGCGCAAUGCUCCCCCUCGCUCCCUUCCUUCUGCGCGCGCUGAGUUCCGGCCCCAGGGUGAGCCGUAGCCUUCGGGAGAGCUACCAGCUGCUCCAGCUCCAGCUUCCGGAUGAGGGCGAGAGCAGCCCAGCACAGGUGAAAGAGGCCUACCUACGCAUGGCCAAGCUCUACCAUCCAGACACAGGAGCGGCCACGGCGGACCAGGCGCUGUUCGCACGGGUAGAGGAGGCCUACCGCGCCGUGCUGGUGCACCAGUCCCGGCUUCAGAGCCGCGGGGGAUCGGCGGAGGAAGACGAGGAUGAGAAGAUGAGAGGCGCGGCUCCUCAGCACCGCCACUACCUGAGCUAUGAGGGUGUGGGCUUGGGGACUCCCAGCCAGCGCGAGCGACAGUACCGCCAGUUCCGCGUGGACCGGGCGGUGGAGAAGGCGCUGGACUACCGGCAGAAGGAGCACCAGACCGUCGCGGCAGCCGAGGAGGGCGCUGUCCGGCAGCGAAGCCGUCAGAUCAAGCUGACGCAGGCGGUGGAGAGGCUGGUUGAAGAUCUCAUUCAGGAGUCCAUGUCCCGGGGGGACUUCCGCAACCUGAGCGGCGCCGGAAAGCCCAUCAACAAGUUUGAGCACAAUCCGUAUGCCGACCCCAUGACCCACAACCUCAACCGCAUCCUCAUCGACAACGGCUACCAGCCGCCCUGGAUCGUAAUGCAGCGCGACAUCAGGGAGGACAUAGCAAAGGUCAGGGAGAAGCUGGAGCAGGGUCGGGCGAGGCUCUCAGACCCGUCGACUCCCAGGGAGCACGCUCAGUGGCAGAGGCUGUGCGGGGAGGCGGGGGAGGACCUGAAGAAGCUCAAUAAGACGGUGGACAACUUCAACCUGAUCGCGCCCAUGCUGAGCAUGCAAAUGGUCCACUUCAGUUUGGAGCGCGAGAUCGCCCGCGCCGGGAAAGCAGCCCUCCAGGGAAGACGGGAGAGGAAGAGGGAAAGAGAAAGGGAGUGGGAGGAGCAGAGAAGAGAAAGGGAAAGAGAGAGAGAGAAGAGAGAGGAAACUAAAACAUCAAAAGGCUCUGGCCAGCUUGGAUUGAUAGCACGGGUUCUCAGUUGGCUAAAAUAAACGAUGCAAUAAAAUGAGCCGUGACAUCACACGUUAUCCUGAGGAUACAUUGCAGUGUGGCGUUUAAAGGGUUAAUUAGCAGUGGUGGUAAAGAAAUGCAUUGUUACAUAUUGUGAUAUUACAUUUGCCAAUAUCAUAUAUUGCACUACUUGACUGCAUUUGUUCCUUCAUUGCUUAUUCUUCGGGGUUUCCAGGCAAAAUAGCUUUCAGCCCUUUUAUUUUUGAUUGGUCGAAAUAUAUUGAUUUAUUAAAUAAUGCAGACAUGUUUAGAACAUAAAAUCUUAAUCAAAUCUUAGUAUAGAAUCUCAAUACAUAUAGAACUUAAAAGUGCAAUAUAUAUCAUUUAGGGCUUGGAACUGGCUGGUACAUCAUGAUGCAGUGUUGUAACUGUUGAGGUGUGCUGUAAUGUGUAAUGUUUCAGGAUAUCCUCUUUUUUAGCACUUCAUAAUCUUAGCAUUAAAACAUAUGUUGUGUUCUAUCUGGGAGAACCUAUUUGUUAUCGAUCUUACAAGACCAAGUGAACUCCAAAGGCUUAUCUUCUGCAUACACCAGGAAUGGAUGAGCAAAUAAAUAAAACAUUUUCUUGAGUGUAUGAGA
Messenger RNA from Esox lucius (northern pike), 1890 nucleotides. RefSeq names its product DnaJ (Hsp40) homolog, subfamily C, member 28 (gene dnajc28). The record is from RefSeq and is a predicted model, not a curated record. NCBI's taxonomy places the organism in Eukaryota, Metazoa, Chordata, Actinopteri, Esociformes, Esocidae. The transcript has 2 exons. The coding region runs from base 103 to 1293 and encodes 396 amino acids.